AUGGAAUUGAUUGAUUUCAACUCAACUGAGGAGGACCCUCCUAUUAAUUUCUUCCUGAGUUCUCUUGAGGAACAAAUCCGGGUUGAACUGCAUGACAGCAAGGCAAGGCUCACCCCGAGUAAGUCUGAGGGCAGAGUCCACCUGGAAAUACAAGAGGACUUACUGGCAAACCUUCUCGAUCAUCUCCAAGAGCGUAGAGAGGAUGACAAAUGCAGCCCUAAGCAAGAAGGCAUGCAGAAAGAGAUAUGUAGCCUACAGGCGCAUUUCACUGAAAGUGUCAGUGAGGUGGAGUAUCUCAAAAGCCAGCUGAUAAAGGUCCGCCCAAUGUUGAGGAAAGCACAGGAAGAUCUCGUGCAGCAGACCGCAACAAACAAAGUCCAGCAGAUGGCAUUGGAGCGCAUGAAGGCAGAAAAAGACGCCCUUCAAAGUGAGCUCCGCGCUAUAAGACCAAUGCUGGGUGUGGCAAAAACGCACGUGGAGUUGGAGUUGGAGAGCUAUCUCGAAUUGGAGAGAGCGAAGACCAGGAAGAUCACAACAGCCCUGAAAAAGGCGGAAGAUCUCCUGGCGACUGAGCGCCUCAGAUUCCAGCAAGAGAUCAAGACCCUCCAGGAUGUCAAGCAUCAAACCUCGACAAACAAAGAACAGCAGAUGGCAUUGGAGCGCAUUAAGGCAGAAAACAAGGCCCUUCAAAGUGAGCUCUGUGUUUUAAGACCAAUGCUGGGUGUGGCAAAAACGAACGUGGAGUUGGAUUUGGAGAGCUAUCUCGAAUUGGAGAGAGGCGAGACCAGGAAGAUCACAACAGCCCUGAAAAAGGCGCAAGAUCUCCUGGCGACUGAGCGCCUUCAAUUCAAGCAAGAGAUCACUAACCUCAAGGAUCUCAAGCAUCAAACCUCCCUUAACAAACUCCAGCAACUCACAUUGGAGCGCAUGAAGGCAGAAAAAGACGCCCUUCAAAGUGAGCUCCGCGCUAUAAGACCAAUGCUGGGUGUGGCAAAUACCAACCUGGAGUUGGAGAGAGCGGAGACCAGGAAGAUCACAACAGCCCUGAAAAAGGCGGAAGAUCUCCUGGCGACUGAGCGCCUCAGAUUCCAGCAAGAGAUCAAGACCCUCCAGGAUGUCAAGCAUCAAACCUCGACAAACAAAGAACAGCAGAUGGCAUUGGAGCACAUGAAGGCAGAAAACCAGGCCCUUCAAAGUGAGCUCUGUGUUUUAAGACCAAUGCUCUGUGUGGAAAAAACGAACGUGGAGUUGGAGAGCCAUCUCGAAUUGGAGAGAGGCGAGACCAGGAAGAUCACAACAGCCCUGAAAAAGGCGCAAGAUCUCCUGGCGACUGAGCGCCUUCAAUUCAAGCAAGAGAUCACUGACCUCAAGGAUCUCAAGCAUCAAACCUCCCUUAACAAACUCCAGCAACUCACUUUGGAGCGCAUGAAGGCAGAAAAAGACGCCCUUCAAAGUGAGCUCCGCGCUAUAAGACCAAUGCUGGGUGUGGCAAAUACCAACCUGGAGUUGGAGAGAGCGGAGACCAGGAAGAUCACAACAGCCCUGAAAAAGGCGGAAGAUCUCCUGGCGACUGAGCGCCUCAGAUUCCAGCAAGAGAUCAAGACCCUCCAGGAUGUCAAGCAUCAAACCUCGACAAACAAAGAACAGCAGAUGGCAUUGGAGCACAUGAAGGCAGAAAACCAGGCCCUUCAAAGUGAGCUCUGUGUUUUAAGACCAAUGCUCUGUGUGGAAAAAACGAACGUGGAGUUGGAGAGCCAUCUCGAAUUGGAGAGAGGCGAGACCAGGAAGAUCACAACAGCCCUGAAAAAGGCGCAAGAUCUCCUGGCGACUGAGUGCCUUCAAUUCAAGCAAGAGAUCACUGACCUCAAGGAUCUCAAGCAUCAAACCUCCCUUAACAAACUCCAGCAACUCACAUUGGAGCGCAUGAAGGCAGAAAAAGACGCCCUUCAAAGUGAGCUCCGCGCUAUAAGACCAAUGCUGGGUGUGGCAAAUACCAACCUGGAGUUGGAGAGAGCGGAGACCAGGAAGAUCACAACAGCCCUGAAAAAGGCGGAAGAUCUCCUGGCGACUGAGCGCCUCAGAUUCCAGCAAGAGAUCAAGACCCUCCAGGAUGUCAAGCAUCAAACCUCGACAAACAAAGAACAGCAGAUGGCAUUGGAGCACAUGAAGGCAGAAAACCAGGCCCUUCAAAGUGAGCUCUGUGUUUUAAGACCAAUGCUCUGUGUGGAAAAAACGAACGUGGAGUUGGAGAGCCAUCUCGAAUUGGAGAGAGGCGAGACCAGGAAGAUCACAACAGCCCUGAAAAAGGCGCAAGAUCUCCUGGCGACUGAGCGCCUUCAAUUCAAGCAAGAGAUCACUGACCUCCAGGAUCUCAAGCAUCAAACCUCCCUUAACAAAGACAAGCAACUCACAUUGGAGCACAUGAAGGCAGAACAUGAGGCCCUUCAAAGUGAGCUCUGUGCUAUAAGACCAAUGUUGGUUGUGUCAAAUACCAACCUGGAGUUGGAGAGAGCGGAGACCAGGAAGAUCACAACAGCCCUGAAAAAGGCGGAAGAUCUCCUGGCGACUGAGCGCCUCAGAUUCCAGCAAGAGAUCAAGACCCUCCAGGAUGUCAAGCAUCAAACCUCGACAAACAAAGAACAGCAGAUGGCAUUGGAGCACAUGAAGGCAGAAAACCAGGCCCUUCAAAGUGAGCUCUGUGUUUUAAGACCAAUGCUCUGUGUGGAAAAAACGAACGUGGAGUUGGAGAGCCAUCUCGAAUUGGAGAGAGGCGAGACCAGGAAGAUCACAACAGCCCUGAAAAAGGCGCAAGAUCUCCUGGCGACUGAGCGCCUUCAAUUCAAGCAAGAGAUCACUGACCUCAAGGAUCUCAAGCAUCAAACCUCCCUUAACAAACUCCAGCAACUCACAUUGGAGCGCAUGAAGGCAGAAAAAGACGCCCUUCAAAGUGAGCUCCGCGCUAUAAGACCAAUGCUGGGUGUGGCAAAUACCAACCUGGAGUUGGAGAGAGCGGAGACCAGGAAGAUCACAACAGCCCUGAAAAAGGCGGAAGAUCUCCUGGCAACUGAGCGCCUCAGAUUCCAGCAAGAGAUCAAGACCCUCCAGGAUGUCAAGCAUCAAACCUCGACAAACAAAGAACAGCAGAUGGCAUUGGAGCACAUGAAGGCAGAAAACCAGGCCCUUCAAAGUGAGCUCUGUGUUUUAAGACCAAUGCUCUGUGUGGAAAAAACGAACGUGGAGUUGGAGAGCCAUCUCGAAUUGGAGAGAGGCGAGACCAGGAAGAUCACAACAGCCCUGAAAAAGGCGCAAGAUCUCCUGGCGACUGAGCGCCUUCAAUUCAAGCGAAAGAUCACUGACCUCAAGGAUCUCAAGAAUCAAACCUCCCUUAAUAAAGACAAGCAACUCACAUUGGAGCGCAUUAAGGCAGAAAAUGAGGCCUUGAAAAGUAAGCUCCAUGCUGUAAAACCUAUGCUGGCUUUGUCAAAAACCAACCUGGAGUUGGAGUUUGAGAGCAAUCUCAAAUUGGAGAGAGCGAAGACUAGGAAGAUCACAACAGCCCUGAAAAAGGCGAAAGAUCUCCUGGCGACUGAGCGCCUCAGAUUCCAGCAAGAGAUCAAGACCCUCCAGGAUGUCAAGCAUCAAACCUCGACAAACAAAGAACAGCAGAUGGCAUUGGAGCGCAUUAAGGCAGAAAACCAGGCCCUUCAAAGUGAGCUCUGUGUUUUAAGACCAAUGCUGGGUGUGGCAAAAACGAACGUGGAGUUGGAGUUGGAGAGCUAUCUCGAAUUGGAGAGAGGCGAGACCAGGAAGAUCAUAACAGCCCUGAAAAAGGCGGAAGAUCUCCUGGCGACUGAGCGCCUUCAAUUCAAGCAAGAGAUCACUGACCUCCAGGAUCUCAAGCAUCAAACCUCCCUUAACAAAGACAAGCAACUCACAUUGGAGCACAUGAAGGCAGAACAUGAGGCCCUUCAAAGUGAGCUCUGUGCUAUAAGACCAAUGUUGGUUGUGUCAAAUACCAACCUGGAGUUGGAGAGAGCGGAGACCAGGAAGAUCACAACAGCCCUGAAAAAGGCGGAAGAUCUCCUGGCGACUGAGCGCCUCAGAUUCCAGCAAGAGAUCAAGACCCUCCAGGAUGUCAAGCAUCAAACCUCGACAAACAAAGAACAGCAGAUGGCAUUGGAGCGCAUUAAGGCAGAAAACCAGGCCCUUCAAAGUGAGCUCUGUGUUUUAAGACCAAUGCUGGGUGUGGCAAAAACGAACGUGGAGUUGGAGUUGGAGAGCUAUCUCGAAUUGGAGAGAGGCGAGACCAGGAAGAUCAUAACAGCCCUGAAAAAGGCGGAAGAUCUCCUGGCGACUGAGCGCCUUCAAUUCAAGCAAGAGAUCACUGACCUCCAGGAUCUCAAGCAUCAAACCUCCCUUAACAAAGACAAGCAACUCACAUUGGAGCACAUGAAGGCAGAACAUGAGGCCCUUCAAAGUGAGCUCUGUGCUAUAAGACCAAUGUUGGUUGUGUCAAAUACCAACCUGGAGUUGGAGAGAGCGGAGACCAGGAAGAUCACAACAGCCCUGAAAAAGGCGGAAGAUCUCCUGGCGACUGAGCGCCUCAGAUUCCAGCAAGAGAUCAAGACCCUCCAGGAUGUCAAGCAUCAAACCUCGACAAACAAAGAACAGCAGAUGGCAUUGGAGCGCAUUAAGGCAGAAAACCAGGCCCUUCAAAGUGAGCUCUGUGUUUUAAGACCAAUGCUGGGUGUGGCAAAAACGAACGUGGAGUUGGAGAGCUAUCUCGAAUUGGAGAGAGGCGAGACCAGGAAGAUCACAACAGCCCUGAAAAAGGCGGAAGAUCUCCUGGCGACUGAGCGCCUUCAAUUCAAGCAAGAGAUCACUGACCUCCAGGAUCUCAAGCAUCAAACCUCCCUUAACAAAGACAAGCAACUCACAUUGGAGCACAUGAAGGCAGAAAAUGAGGCCCUUCAAAGUGAGCUCUGUGUUUUAAGACCAAUAUUGGUUGUGUCAAAUACCAACCUGGAGUUGGAGAGCCAUCUCGAAUUGGAGAGAACGGAGACCGGGAAGAUCACAACAGCCCUGAAAAAGGCGGAAGAUCUCCUGCAGACUGAGCAACUCCGAUUCCAGCGAGAGAUCACUGACCUCCAGGAGGAGACAGAGAAAUCUAAAACGACCUGUCUCGCUCAACUGGAAGCACAAACUAGUAAGCUCAUGGGCGCUCUAAAUGAGGCUCAGCAGGAGCUGAAGAUCAGGACUCUCCAGUGGCAGGAGGAGAACAUUGUUCUCACUGCAAAGCUGGAGGUAUCCCAUGUCAUCCAUCUUGCCCAGCUAGAGAUGCAUGCAUCGGAAAAAAAGACCUUUGUGUCUUUGCUUCAGGAAAAAGCAGAAGCACAGCUUGAAGGGGAUCGUCUCCUUGAACAGCUGAUGGAGGAGGUUGGGAAAACAAAGACUUCCUACGAGACUCAGCUCGAGGAGCAGCAACAGGCAAAUAAAAAGCUUGUGGACAAUCUGAAUGAGGCUGUGCAGAAGAUGGAGCGUAAUUGCAUCCACUUGGAGGAGGACAGGUUGACCGUCCUGCGGGACAAAGAAAGGCUGAAAUAUAAUCAGCAGAUGGAGAAGGAGGAGUGGCAGAAAACAGAGAGCUACUUAAAGUCUCAGAUUGAGUGCCAAACCCUCCAAAAGAAGGAGAAGAAGAAUAAGUGGUUCAAGUGGCAAGGGAACAGGCCAACCCUCCCUCAGGACUCAACAAACUUGGCAGAGUGGCAGAAAGCAGAAUCCUCCUUGAAGUCCCAGCUGACGGACCUUCAGAGUCUGAACUCCAAGAAGAAGAAGGAGAAGACCUGGUUCAAGGGCUUCUUCUAA
Trematomus bernacchii (emerald rockcod) is the source of this 5865-nucleotide messenger RNA. RefSeq names its product putative ciliary rootlet coiled-coil protein 2. The record is from RefSeq and is a predicted model, not a curated record. Bases 1 to 5865 code for a protein of 1954 amino acids. Lineage: Eukaryota; Metazoa; Chordata; Actinopteri; Perciformes; Nototheniidae. The transcript has a single exon.